AUGCCUCAAUCCAACGACGGCGAGUCUCUCGCGCCCAGCAACAGCAACGCAGAGGUCAACCGCACCCGCAUAGAAUGGCAGCUCUACACAUCCCACUUCCUGUCCAUGUGGAACUCGCGGCUCUUCGAGUUCGGCGCCGUGCUCUUCCUCGCAUCUAUAUUCCCCUCGACGCUUUUGCCCAUGUCCAUCUACGCUCUGAUCCGCAGCUUGUCCGCCAUGCUCCUCGCGCACCCGCUCGGCACAUGGAUCGACGGCGGCAAUCGACUCAGCGUCGUGCGCGUCUCGAUUCUGGGCCAGAGGCUCGCCGUGGCAGGGAGCUGCGGCGUGUUAUGGCUCAUCGAGGUGCGCAUGGGGGCCUUGAGUGUGACGGGCGUGAAUGGCCUGUUUGCCCUUCUCGUGGCGUUGGCGUGUGUCGAGAAGCUGUGUGCUACCAUGAAUACAAUUGCCGUUGAGAGGGACUGGGUUGUUGUCAUGACGGAAGGGGACGAGGAUUGGCGACGAGUGAUCAAUGCGAGAAUUCGCCGUAUUGACCUCGCAUGUAAACUCGUCGGGCCGUUUGUUGUGUCCCUCGUCGCGAUGGCGUCUACCAUCAUCGCCAUCUGGACCGUGCUGGGCGUGAACAUGGUCUCUGUUCCCAUCGAGUACAUCUGCAUAGAGAGAGUAUACAAGAGUGUUCCGGCCCUCGAACGAGUCUCCGCCGAUGAGGAAAUUGCGUCGUCUUCCCGAGAGGAUGAACAAGCGCCCUCGGGCCUCACCUCCUUCAUCUCAAAUAUCCUGCCUGUGUCUUCGAUCUCCUUCUACAUCCGCCACCCCGCCUUCCUCCCCUCCUUCUCGCUGUCUCUUCUUUAUCUCACAGUCCUCUCCUUCUCGGGCCAAAUGGUCACAUACCUCAUGUCGGUCGGCUACACCCCCUUACAUGUAGGCAUCGCCCGCACAGGCAGCACCAUUGUCGAACUAAGCGCCACCUGGGUUGCGCCCCGGCUCAUCAGGAGAAUCGGUCCUAUACGGGGUGGAUUAUGGAGCUUAAACUGGCAGAUGGCAUGUUUGGCAAUCGGUGUGUGUUGGUACAUGAUAGACCUAAACAAGCACGCAAGCAAUGCCUUCAUCUCCGCAACAGUCUUGGCCAUCUGCGUGGCCUUCAGUCGACUGGGUCUUUGGGGGUAUGAUCUCUGCGCGCAGAGCAUAGUCCAAGAGGAAGUCGAAGCUACCCACCGAGGGUCGUUUUCCACAGCAGAAGCAGCAUUCCAGAACCUCUUUGAGCUUCUCUCUUUUGCAUCUACAAUCGCCUUCUCCAAGCCAGAUCAGUUUCAGUGGCCCAUGUUGAUUAGUAUCCUGGCUGUGUAUAUUUCAGGCAUCCUGUAUGCCCUAUUCUUACGUUCGAGGAGAGGGCACUUGUUCCAUGCUCCGCCGUGUUUAAAGGCCAGAACCGAAGGAAGAAUAGUUUUAGAGUAA
Metarhizium brunneum ARSEF 3297 is the source of this 1452-nucleotide messenger RNA. RefSeq names its product Solute carrier family 40 member 1 (gene IREG1). Gene Ontology annotation, cellular component: membrane. Gene Ontology annotation, molecular function: iron ion transmembrane transporter activity. Lineage: Eukaryota; Fungi; Ascomycota; Sordariomycetes; Hypocreales; Clavicipitaceae. The record is from RefSeq and is a predicted model, not a curated record. Gene Ontology annotation, biological process: iron ion transmembrane transport.